Sycon ciliatum is the source of this 2181-nucleotide messenger RNA. RefSeq lists its product as uncharacterized. The transcript is spliced from 7 exons. Gene Ontology annotation, biological process: adenylate cyclase-activating G protein-coupled receptor signaling pathway. Gene Ontology annotation, molecular function: G protein-coupled receptor activity. The coding region runs from base 1 to 1467 and encodes 488 amino acids. The record is from RefSeq and is a predicted model, not a curated record. Gene Ontology annotation, cellular component: plasma membrane. NCBI's taxonomy places the organism in Eukaryota, Metazoa, Porifera, Calcarea, Leucosolenida, Sycettidae.
AUGAAGCCAUUAGAACAGGCCUCCAAUGUGAUUCAUGGCAUUGUGUCGGACUCUACAGGCAAUACUGACAAUGCAACCGUCCUGGAUGUCCACACAGCUGACGCUUGUAGUCCUGUCAGUACUGCGUUCAGGUUGGAGAAUGGAAGCAGAUAUCCCAGCUGCAGGGAUGUGAACGAGGUAGCAAAUAGUCUGGGUGGACACUUCGUCGCAGAGCUUCUAGACGGUAGCUUAGUUCUGAACAGUAGUGAUGGCGAGAUUUCAAACGUGAUACUAAGCGUCUGCAUGCAACCAUGCAUGAAGCCGAACGCUACGAACACAUCAUACCAUGACCAGGUAGACAUCCUUAGGGAAGACGAAUUGUUCUUCCUGAUAGGAUGUGGAGAUACCCCAGGACACAUCCAAGUCAAUGGGUCAGCAACAAGUGUCAGCAGCUUGGAAGCCUCGUCGGAGAUGGAGGGCUGGCUUUCCGGCCACAAAGACGUGUGGACGAAGGUUUGGCUCUGUGUAAACCACACCACCCAAGAGGACUCGAAACGUGUCCACAACACGGAACUGGAGCUGACAGUGUCACGUGCCUGCCUGUCAGUGGCGUUGUCUCUUGUUACUCUCUGCCUGGCGUUUCACAUAGCCUUACCAGAACUUCGCCGAAAUGCCAGCGGUGUGAUCUUCAUGCACCAGUCAGCUGCUCUGUGGAUGGCUAUCCUACUAGAUCUGGCAAAUAUCAUAGUGGGAAAUGAGAGGACCCUCUUUUCGUGCGUCUUCAUCAACGUGCUCCUGUCAUUUUUCGUGAAAUCCGUCUUAUUGCUAGCAGUAGUGCAAGCUCUUCAUCUGCACAGACACAUUUUUGACGGCCACAAAUCACCCAUCAGUCAUUACGUUCGCAAAGCUACGUUAGCAGCCUACGGUACUUCGGGAUUGAUAACCCUGCUCACUAGACUUGCAUUGGGGUUCGACCUAGGAACACCAGAUCAUCCUGGGCCGGCAAUGCCAUCAAGGUGCCAGAAAGAGCUUGCACUGGGAGAUAUUCUAAGCGCCACCAUACCGUUUCUAUUCAGCAUGCUGACCUGUGGGGUUAUCUUCGCACGCAUCAUGCACAGAGCAAGGGCGCAGGCCUCCAGGAAACAGCCAGCACAAGACGUUGGCUUUCUGCACCACGUCCACCAGGCGAGAGUCGCUGGGUCGACGUUCUUCCUGGUCGGCUUGGCAUGGAGCGUCAUCUUCGUUCUGUUCUGUUUGACAAUAGCACAGGCGAACCUGUUGUUCAUGUCACUCAUCUCGAUAAUGGGAGUGGCAACCUUUCUGCUCAAGAUUCUGCUAGACACAGCCUUUCAUUUGGCGCUGCGCAAGCGUUAUGCAAGAUGGCACACGGCGAAUGUUUCCAUUUUAGAGCGAAGCCCUCCACCAGCUGCAUGUUGCUCAACGCCAGUGAAAAACAGUACAGUGACAAAUGGAUCUGCUGACGCAUAGUGUCGUUGAGGUGUUUGUUUCUCGACGGGUUGAGGUUUCUUUGAAAGUAACAGUACCCAGGUUCAGACACAUCUACAAGACAUCCAUCGCCGUCUGGGCUGUUGCUACCUCAUUGUAACUUAAUGUAAGGAAAUUCACGGUGCGAAAUAUGCCUGCUAGUCACAUUUUGAUUGCAUAACGCUGCAUUAACACGGCUUCUGAGACGUGUAGACUCAUUGUCGAUUCACUCCUCUUUUAAUAUUAUUGAGGCUGGUGGCUACCCUGCUAUAAAAAUUGAUAAUAAUUAUUAUGGACUCUUGAUACUCCUAUCGUGGCAGACAGAUGUGAUCGCCAUUGAGCACACAUUUGAAUAGCAGCGUUUUGUUUCCAACCUUUCCCCCUUUCAACUCCCUCAACGGAUUUGCAUGUAUGGACAUCACACUUCCCAUACUUGGGACCUUUAGACUACGUUUGUCACUACUUUAGUAUCACGUGAUCACUACCCCAGUAUUACUUUACCACUAUUAUUUUUAGUAUCACAGUUCAUCUGCAUGUCAGUCCUACAUUUUUUUGUCGUCGUAUAAUUAUUAUGUACGUUGACGAGUCGGCUUUCCUGCACACUGCUAGUGCUAAACUUGCUUUUUGUUCUUGCCUGCUGCACGUACUGCACAUGUAUGUACCCUAUAUGCAUGAAAAUACAAAACAUAGUACUUUGGCCGAAAGGCGGAUAACACU